AUGGAAUAUUUUAGAAAUUUAGAAGAGACUUUGAAAGAUGUUGCUCCAUCAAAUAUACUCAAUUUUGAUGAAAAAAAUUUAACAGAUGAUCCAGGAUCUUCAAAAUGUAUAUUUAGGCGAGGAGUAAAAUAUCCCGAGCGAGUGCUCAAUUCAACUAAAGGAGCCAUUUCGCUGAUGUUCUCAGUUACAGCGAACGGGAGUUUGCUACCUAUUUACGUUGUCUAUAAGGCAGAGAAUUUAUAUUCUGAAUGGAUUCAGGGCGGACCGCGUGCUACUAGUAGUGACGAUAAUGAGGAUAUUAGGGAUGUUGUGAGUUGUUCUGCAAAUAGCAGAGAGAAGACUAGCAGUAAAAAAAGGAAGAAAAAUCGUCGUUUGAGAAAAACUGUCAAAAAGGAAAACGUCAAACCAGUUAAGAAACCAAGAAAAUCUCUAGAUAGUUCUACAACUACUGAGGAAGAUUGGAUUAGCACCCAUAGUGAUUCUGACAUAAUUGAAGCACUUAGUUAUGUUACAAAUUUUGAAAUAAGUAUAAAAGAGUCUACAAAUAUUGAUGAAUCUAUAAAUAUGGAAGAAUCUAUAAAUAAAUAA
Molecule: messenger RNA, 588 nt
Organism: Parnassius apollo (apollo)
Lineage: Eukaryota; Metazoa; Arthropoda; Insecta; Lepidoptera; Papilionidae
Source: the annotation of a GenBank genome assembly